Messenger RNA from Leptonychotes weddellii (Weddell seal), 1710 nucleotides. The record is from RefSeq and is a predicted model, not a curated record. Lineage: Eukaryota; Metazoa; Chordata; Mammalia; Carnivora; Phocidae.
AGGAAGGAUCCCUAUUGUAUUGUGCCGACGUGUGGAGACUCCUCUGCGCUCACCCCUUCCAAGGCACGAAGGACAGUUUGUUGAGCUGGUGGGAGAUGAAGCCUCCUCUAACAGUAGUAACAGGUUGCUGCGACGAUUAAAUGGGCUUACUAGGCAGUGUGCUUGGAAGAGCAUCUGGAACAUAGUAAGCUCUAUAUAAGGUGCUUGCUGUUGCUGUCAUCAUCAUCAUCAUCGUCAUCGUAUCCGGCGUCAGCUGUGGGUGGAAGAGCAUGCCAGCAGAAGUGACAGCUUAUGUAAAGUUCUGAAAUGGCAUGGCAUCUUGGGGCAGAGGCAGGGAGACAGGGGCGGUUGGAAGAUGCGACAUCCUCCUCGUCUACGGCCCGGAUGCCAAGGAGUGGUGCCAAUACCUCCAGGACCUCUUUCUGUCCAGUCGGCAGGUGCGGAGCCAGAAGACGCUGACUUACAGGCUGAGCCCUGACGCCUCCUUCUCGGCCAAGGACCUGAACUUCUUCCUGAGCUCCCGCUGCGUCGUCGUGCUGCUGUCUGCCGAGCUGGUGCGGUGCUUCUGCCAGCCGGCCCUGCUGCCCCUGCUGCAGAGAGCCUUCCACCCUCCCCAGCGCAUGGUGCGGCUGCUCUGCGGGGUGCAGGACGGCCCGGAGUUCCUGGACUACUUUCCGGACUGGGUGCACUGGCAGGAGCUCACCUGUGACGACGAGCCCGAGACUUACGUGGCAGCGGUGAAGAAGGCCAUUUCCGAAGAUUCUGGCUGUGACUCAGUCACCGACACCGAGACGGAGGACGAGAAGGUCCCUUCCUACUUGAAGCAGCAGAACCUGCCGCUGCAGACUUCACCUGGGAACCUGAUGGUGGUGCAGCCGGACCGUAUUCGCUGUGGGGUGGAAACCACUGUCUACGUCAUUGUGAGAUGUAAGUUGGAUGAGAGGGUGACAACAGAAGCAGAAUUUUCUCCUGAGGAUUCUCCCUCAGUCAGGGUGGAAGCCAAGCUGGAGAAUGAAUACACCGUUUCCGUGAAAGCCCCCAGCCUUUCAUCUGGGAAUGUUUCCUUGAAGAUCUAUUCUGGGGAUUUAGUGGUGUGUGAAACUGUGAUCAUCUAUUAUACUGACAUGGAAGAAAUUGGGAAUUUAUUGUCCAAUGCUGCAAAUCCCGUGGAGUUCAUGUGUCAGGCCUUUAAAAUUGUGCCCUACAACACAGAGACCCUUGAUAAACUGCUCACUGAGUCCCUGAAGAAUAAUAUCCCUGCGAGUGGACUACACCUCUUUGGAAUUAACCAGCUGGAAGAAGAAGAUAUGAUGACAACGGCCUUCAGGACGCUGUACAGCACUUCCUCAGGAAGACCUCUCGGAACCUUCGAUCAGAGGGAUGAAGAGCUGCCCACCCUGCUGCAUUUUGCUGCGAAGUACGGACUGAAGAACCUCACCGCCUUGUUGCUCACCUGCCCGGGAGCCCUACAGGCGUACAGUGUGGCCAACAAGCAUGGCCACUAUCCCAACACCAUUGCUGAGAAACACGGCUUCAGGGACCUGCGGCAGUUCAUCGACGAGUAUGUGGUAAGGUCAAGGCGGGAGAGGCCCCAGGAAUGGAAAUGCACUCUGUGGUCCUAGGGCUUACCUGUUUGCUAGAGACACGGUUGGAUUUCAUCCCUAGCGUGUGCCCCUUUGCCUCUUCUCUGGCAGGGCCAGUAUGUGUGGG